Messenger RNA from Metarhizium acridum CQMa 102, 1140 nucleotides. RefSeq names its product Tubulin beta chain (Beta tubulin). Lineage: Eukaryota; Fungi; Ascomycota; Sordariomycetes; Hypocreales; Clavicipitaceae. The record is from RefSeq and is a predicted model, not a curated record. Gene Ontology annotation, molecular function: structural constituent of cytoskeleton; GTP binding; GTPase activity. Gene Ontology annotation, biological process: microtubule cytoskeleton organization; mitotic cell cycle. Gene Ontology annotation, cellular component: cytoplasm; microtubule.
AUGGAUGCGGUUCGAGCUGGGCCGUUGGGCAGUCUCUUCCGCCCAGAUAACUUUGUUUUCGGACAGUCAUCUGCUGCCAAUAACUGGGCCAAGGGUCACUACACUGAAGGCGCAGAGCUGGUUGAAGAAGUAGUUGACGUGGUCCGUCGUGAGUCUGAGAGCUGCGACUGUCUUCAGGGUUUCCAGAUUACCCACUCCCUUGGCGGUGGUACUGGUUCCGGAAUGGGCACUCUGUUGUUAUCCAAGAUUCGAGAAGAGUUCCCUGAUCGCAUGAUGGCCACAUUCAGUGUGGUGCCGUCCGCUCAAACAUCGGAUACCGUCGUGGAGCCGUACAACACAACUCUGUCGAUUCACCAACUGGUUGAAAACUCGGACGCCACAUUUUGUAUCGACAACCAAGCCUUGUACGAUAUAUGUCAACGAACGCUCAAGCUCUCCAACCCAUCAACUGGUGACCUCAACCACCUGAUCUCGACAGUCAUGUCUGGAAUAUCUACUUCUCUGCGGUUCCCAGGCCAACUGAACUCUGAUUUGAGGAAGAUUUGUGUCAACUUGGUUCCGUUUCCACGUCUUCACUUCUUCAUGGUGGGCUUUGCUCCCCUGACAGCUCGUGGCAGCCAUGCAUUCCGAUCUGUCACGGUGCCCGACUUAACACAGCAGAUGCUAGACCCUCGAAACAUGAUGGCGCAAUCUGACUUCCGUAAUGGCCGCUUUCUGACAUGCUCGGCCAUGUUCCGCGGCAAGCUCUCCGGCAAGGAAGUGGAAGAGCAAAUGCGUAAAGCCCAGGACAAGAAUUCCGCCUAUUUCGUGGAUUGGAUCCCAAAUAAUGUUCAAACAUCGCUGUGUACCGUGCCGCCAAAGGGUUUGAAGAUGGCAUCCACAUUCAUAGGAAAUUCUACUGCUAUCCAGGACAUCUUCAAGCGGGUCGGGGACCAAUUUGCCGCCAUGUUCCGUCGCAAGGCAUACCUACACUGGUACACUGGUGAAGGUAUGGACGAGAUGGAGUUUACCGAGGCUGAGUCGAAUAUGAACGACUUGAUUUCCGAGUAUCAGCAGUAUCAGGAGGCUACUGCGGGUGAUGACCAGGAAGGAGAUUAUGAUGAGGCUCCCCCUGCUGAGGAGCAUCUGCAUCAAGACUGA